AUGUCUCCGGCUGUAGAUAUCUUCGCUUGUGGUCUCCUUGCUUAUUACAUUCUCUCUGGUGGUGGGCAUGCCUUUGAUGAACCUCCUUGCCAAACAUCUGUGCCUAAUCAUGCUGAGACUGACUUUAAUCAGAGUUCCAUGACGCUCUCAACUACAAACACCAAUGAGGACGAAUCUCAUGCCAGGAACAAUGACCUCUACCGACACUUUGCAACAGAAGCUUCACUUUGUCGUUUGUCCGUAGGCCUGCAACACCAUCGUCGGCAGGCUGCGAUUGCCGAUGGCCAUCUCCCCUCCCUUACUUUACUGCCGGACAUGCAGUUGGCCACUACAGCGCCACUGUCAGUUGACUAUAAAGGUAGGCCAGAAGUAUGGCACUUGUAA
Messenger RNA from Protopolystoma xenopodis, 384 nucleotides. NCBI's taxonomy places the organism in Eukaryota, Metazoa, Platyhelminthes, Monogenea, Polystomatidea, Polystomatidae. The record is from the annotation of a GenBank genome assembly.